Molecule: messenger RNA, 2541 nt
Organism: Diachasma alloeum
Lineage: Eukaryota; Metazoa; Arthropoda; Insecta; Hymenoptera; Braconidae
Gene: Mcm5
Product: DNA replication licensing factor Mcm5
Exons: 3
Coding region: 143-2341 (732 amino acids)
Biological process (GO): DNA replication; DNA replication initiation; double-strand break repair via break-induced replication
Cellular component (GO): nucleus; MCM complex
Molecular function (GO): single-stranded DNA helicase activity; ATP binding; 3'-5' DNA helicase activity
Source: RefSeq, a predicted model, not a curated record
AUAGGCGUUGUUAGGUGUUAUAAUUGUUGCUACGUGCUACGUUGUUGUGUGGUUAUAAUAAAGUCUUGAUCUUUAUCAAUAUAUAAAAUCAUUUAGUGCUUUUUGAGUGUUGAUAAUAAAUUAUAUUAUAAAAUAAAUAAUAAUGAAUGAUUUUGAUCAGCCCCAGAUAUUUUUCUCGGAUAAUUUCUCAACGGAUGACACGCGAGAAGACCAGCUAAAACUCCAAUCAUUCAAGAAAAAAUAUAAAGAGUUCAUAAGACAAUUUCACGAGGGUAAUUUCAAUUACAAGUACCGAGAUUCUCUCAAACGUAAUUACAAUCUCGGUCAGUAUUGGUUGGCGAUAAAUCUUGAAGAUUUGGCGGCUUUUGAUGAGAGUUUAGCUGAGAAAAUUUAUAAACAACCAACCGAGUAUUUGCCAGUAUUUGAAGAGGCUGCCAAAGAUGUUGCCGAUGAAUUGACUGCCCCGAGACCCAGCGGUGAGGAGAAUGUUGAGGACAUUCAAAUUCUUUUGUCAUCAGAUGGGCAUGCAUCAGGACUUCGGGGUCUCAAGCCCGAUAUUGUCUCAAAACUCAUAAAAAUCCCAGGAAUAAUUGUUGCUGCCUCAGGCAUCAGAUCAAAGGCAACGAAAAUUGCAAUUCAGUGCAGAGCAUGCAGAACUAUUCAAAACAACAUUCCAAUUAAGCCUGGAUUAGAGGGAUAUGCUUUGCCUCGACAAUGCUCAACGGAGCAAGCAGGGAGAGCAAAAUGUCCUCUAGAUCCCUUCUUCGUGAUGCCCGAUCAAUGUCAAUGCGUUGAUUUUCAAGUUGUCAAACUUCAGGAACUUCCAGAUCAAAUUCCCCAAGGUGAAAUGCCAAGACACUUGCAAUUGUACUGUGAUCGUUAUCUCUGCGAUCGUGUUGUACCAGGAAAUCGAGUCCUCAUUCUCGGUAUAUAUUCGAUAAAGAAAGUGUCAGGAUCGGGGGGAAGACGGGCUGGAAAAGAGAAGGCAUUUGUUGGGGUUCGUGCACCCUAUAUAAGGGUCAUUGGUAUAUCUGUGGAUGGUGAUGAUAAUGGCAGCGGAACUCAUCCACCAUUGACCAAUGAAGAUGAGGAUGCCUUCAGGCGUUUAGCAGCUCAACCAGAUGUCUACGAUAAGAUAGCGAAAAGCAUUGCUCCAAGUAUAUUUGGGGCUUUAGAUAUAAAAAAGGCCAUUGCCUGUCUGCUAUUUGGAGGCUCGAGAAAGAGAAUGCCUGAUGGUCUAUGCAGAAGAGGUGAUAUAAAUGUUCUUCUUUUGGGUGAUCCAGGAACAGCAAAAUCUCAACUUCUCAAGUUUGUUGAAAGAGUAGCACCAAUUGGAAUUUAUACAUCUGGAAAAGGUAGUUCAGCUGCUGGGCUUACUGCUUCUGUAAUGCGUGAUCCAGUCAGUCGUAAUUAUGUUAUGGAGGGUGGAGCAAUGGUGUUAGCUGAUGGUGGAAUUGUUUGUAUCGAUGAGUUUGAUAAAAUGAAAGAGGACGACAGAGUAGCUAUUCAUGAAGCAAUGGAGCAACAAACCAUUUCUAUCGCUAAAGCUGGCAUUACUACAACACUAAAUACCAGAUGUUCAGUAUUAGCCGCUGCCAAUUCAAUUUUCGGAAGGUGGGACGACAUAAAGGGAGAAGAGAAUAUUGAUUUUAUGCCUACUAUUCUCUCUCGUUUUGAUAUGAUUUUUAUCGUUAAAGAUGAACACGAACAAAAUCGAGAUAUUACGUUGGCUAAACAUGUUAUGGGACUACAUACUAAUGCUGGACAAUUGACUGAACAAUUAUCAGAAGGUGAAUUGCCAUUGAAUGUUCUCAAGAAGUAUAUUCAUUACUGUAGAACUCGAUGUGGUCCACGAUUAAAUAAAGAAGCCGGGGAAAAAUUGAAAAAUCGUUACGUUAUGAUGCGCGCUGGGACCCAUGCACAUGAGAAAGAUACUGAGAAAAGGAUGUCAAUUCCUAUAACAGUUAGACAAUUGGAAGCAGUCAUUAGAAUAUCUGAAUCCCUUGCUAAAAUGCAUUUGGAAUCUUUUGCCACUCAAGUGCAUGUUGAUGAGGCCCUCAGACUCUUUCAAGUAUCGACACUUGAUGCUGCAAUGACUGGUUCACUCGCUGGAGCUGAGGGAUUCACAUCUGAGGAGGAUCACGAGAUUCUUGCACGAAUUGAGAAACAACUCAAACGCAGAUUUGCCGUUGGUACUCAAGUUUCAGAACAAAAUAUCGUCAGUGAUUUUCUCAAACAAAAAUAUCCAGAGAGAUCUAUUUACAAAGUCAUCUACACUAUGAUUCGUCGAGGUGAGUUGCAACAUCGGAUGCAGAGAAAAAUGCUCUACAGGAUGAUUUAAACAAUUUAUUAUUAUUAUUAUUUACUUUAAUUUCAUAUCUCAUUCUCUACUAUAUUUAUCAUUUUAUUUUAUUUUUAUUUUUAUUUUUUUUUAAUUAUUGCUUUUCUACGAUUCAUUGUAACUCAUCCUUGAAGGGAUAUAACGGAUGUUUCUCUACCCUGUAAAUCAACAGGACAUUAUUAAAUUUUCCAUUAAUACUA